AUGACUAGUCUCUAUGAGUACACGUCGCGCUUCAUUCCGGAGCUGGCUCUCCUAGGCUACACAGAUGUAGCAGCUCGCCUAAUAGGCAGACUCAACAACUAUGACUUCUAUCAAGACAGGCUUGCAAGCCUUCGGCACCUUUGGUUCCUCUGGGAUCUGCGUGCGAGGGAAGAUGGUGUGCCAUGGCCUGAGGGAGAAGAAGAUAAGGUGCGUCGGGCUGUGAGGGACAGACGAGCCAAGGCGAUCGGCGGCGAACCGCCACCGGGAGGUGGCGGAACAAUAACACCAGACGAUGUACAGGAAGAGCUGCAGCUUAUGGAGAAAGAGUUGGCGUCGAAAUGGUACAAGCCCACUGUGAUGCCGGGGUCAGGACCUGGAGAAGCACUCCACGUCCAUGAGCUUGAUCGUUCACCCACUACUUCUCAAAUGCUUGAUAGUGCGACAGAUGCCAUCCAUAGUUUGGAGACUGCAAAUCCGGCACCUACGAUCCGAGACGUGAGAAGCGGGCUGGUGCGCAUACUGGACCUGGUCUCAUCGGUUGAAGCAUACCAUGAACAGCCUGGCAUGGGCGAAACACUACGCAAGUUGGGCACCCCGACAUCCCAUGAGUUGCUACAUUGGCUAGCGCAUAGCUUUGGAGAACGGUCAUAUGAGACUCAGCCGGCGAUUGAGUCCAGGCAGGCAUGGAAGUUGUACAAAAGCGGAGCGCUAAGACAGCAACUCAACAUCGCUGAAGCAGGGCUCGCAGCCUUCGCAAGGGACUUCGAGAACGCUUUGACCGAGCGACUCACGAACGGUCGAACUAGAACGAGAGCCGAUAUUUCCAUACAAGAACUCUUGGAAGCAGCAGAAUACAACACGAAAUACAACACCGAGGCCAGACAAGUGAACCCCGAGCCCCCCGAAACCUCCCUCUUUCACCCCCCAGCCACCGACUCGCACAUUGAAGAAGCCGAGACCCGUCUCGACACUACCUUGCCACCCGACUAUAAGACCUUCCUCCGCAUCAGCAACGGUUUCGGUUCUCCAUGGGGCCACCCGCUAGGCGACCUCCAAACGCCUCUGCAUCCCCUUAACAAACUACGCUGGCUCGACCCCGCAGAAGAAGACUGCUUCACCGACCUCACGCUCGACCUACCAACUCGAUGGGAUAAAUGGCCUUUCGCACCCCCUCCAACUAAGAAGGCCUAUGCUUGCAACGAAGUGACAGAGCAUUUCCUCAUCGGUCGCGCAUUGGAAAUCGGCACGCAGGAGAUUGACAAUACGUGGCUUCUCCCACUUUCUACUAUCGUGCCGAUAAAACAGGCUGUGAAGAAGAUGCUGGAUGAUGAGACACUGGGUGAACGCGAAAAGAACAGUGUAAGAGUUGCGAUAAAGGAUUUCGCGGGUAGUGAACGGGAGUGGGAGCAGAUGGAGUGGGCGUGUGUUACGUGGGCUAGUGGAGGGGUGGCGGCUAUGUAUGUUUAUCCGGGGUUUAGGGCGUGGCUUGAGGAUGUUGUUGAGAAGGGGAGGGUUGGGUUGGAGGGUGAGGAGGAGGAAGAGCAAGAGCAUAUGUUGAGGCGUGGCAUGUGGCUGGGGAAAGUGUUUGAGAAUAAGAAAAGCGGGGAUAAGUCAGACGCGGAGGAGUUGCCGGGGUGGUUGAAAGACGCGAUUAGAGCGGCGAUGCCAACAAGGAGAUGA
Alternaria incomplexa is the source of this 1680-nucleotide messenger RNA. RefSeq lists its product as uncharacterized. NCBI's taxonomy places the organism in Eukaryota, Fungi, Ascomycota, Dothideomycetes, Pleosporales, Pleosporaceae. Bases 1 to 1680 code for a protein of 559 amino acids. The transcript has 2 exons. The record is from RefSeq and is a predicted model, not a curated record.